UAGUUAUUCAUAUCCAGGACACAGUAUAUAAUGGGGAGAAAACUGGAUCUUUCUGGCUUGACUGAUGAAGAAGCAGAGCAUGUACUCCAGGUGGUUCAGCGAGAUUUCAGCCUUCGUAAAAAAGAAGAAGAAAGGCUGAGUGAGAUGAAGCAGAAGUUGGAUGAAGAGGGUAACAAGUGCAGCAUCCUUUCCAAGCAGCAGAAGUUCAACGAGCACUGCUGUAUUCGCUGCUGCUCCCCUUUCACAUUUCUUAUCAACAGCAAGCGACAGUGCCAAGACUGCAAGUACAACAUCUGCAAGAACUGCAGUACUUACCAGAAGAAGGAGAAGGCUUGGAUUUGCAGCGUCUGUCAGCAAGCAAGGCUCCUAAGGACCCAGUCUCUGGAUUGGUACUAUAAUAAUGUCAAAAGCCGCUUUAAGUGUUUUGGAAGUGCCAAAGUCCUGAAGAACCUGUACAAGAAGCAUAGACUGGAGAGCGGAGUUUGUCCUGAUACAAUAGCUGAAGGGAGUUUGUUUGAAGGAAGCAUUGAGAAUGAUGGAAGCAUUUGUGGCAGUGACUCUACAUUCUACCAACAGACAGAAGGACACAGCAUGAUGGAUACCCUUGCUGUGGCUUUACGUGUUGCAGAGGAAGCAGUGGAAGAAGCUAUUUCUAAGGCAGAGACCUACAGUGACAGCCUGGACAAGCAGAAUGAAGCGUGUUACUUGCAGGAGCACAAGGAGGACCUCAUAGAAGAGCUGGCCACAACCAUUGUGCAGAAGAUUAUAAAGAAGCAGAAAAGCAAAACUGAGCAGGCCGAGGCCGACUUUGAAUGGCCGCCAUCCCGGAGCAGUGGCCUGGCGUCUGUCGCUGUCUCAGAUCAGAGCAUGCUGACUUUUCCAGGGAGCCGCAGGGGGUCCUACACGUUAUGGAGGUCUCAGUCUGCAUUCUCCCUGGCUAGUGAAGAUACGACCAGUAAAGGACAAGACUCUGCAUCAUCUGUGACCGAGGCUCCAAGGCAGCAAAAAGGGCAGUCCAGGAAGCAGAAGGAACACAAACUUUCUCCAUUACCCAGCUGGAAGAGUGUGGACAGGCUAAAUGAAACAAGUCCACCUUCUGUUUUGCAAAGCACUGAUGGAAACUGGGUAGCCUUGCAGAAUGUCGCUUUGCCUCGUCCUCGAAUGCUUGCCAAACCAAAGAGUCAGGUAUUCAGAGCUUUGGAGAAUGAGUCCAAUGUUGUGUCUGCCUAUGACGAGAUGGGCUCAGACAGUGAGGAUGACUACGACUGGAAUGUGGCCUUGAACAAGCUGCGUAGGAGACCUCGACAAUUACCAGACGAUUUCUAUUAUACCAAUUCCCAGUACGGUACCAAAUGGGUUUAUGGCAAUGAUCAGUACCAGGCAGUGACCUCCCCUUCCUCUGGGUUAUACACCAAUACUGAGACACAGUUCUCUGAUUCAGAAACAUCUUCAGUAAACUCUUCCCAGGAAGCUAAAGGACCUAGCAAACUUCUCUGGUUGCAAAGCAGAACUCAAAGUGAUAUGCCCAGAAUGGAAAAGAAACAUUUCCAUGGAGAACUGGAUGUAAAUUUUAAUCCACAGGCAACUAGCUUAGAGUAUUCAGACAGCAGUGAGACUGAAGAAGUCCAUUAUGAUUUAGAAAAGAGAUCAAGAAGGUGGAGGAAGAACAAAGCAACCUCUGAAGAAUUAUGUGAAGACAAGAAUCAGGCAAAAACCAGCAAGAUGAAUAUAAGUCAGGAUUUUGAUGAUUUAUCAGAGACAGAUAUAAGCAAUGAAGAUCAGCACCAUAAUAUCAAGCCUGACCUUAUGGAGGAGGAGCUUAAAUCCAGGUUAUUUCAGCUUGCUGCUAAAAUGAGUGACAAGGAAACAUCUUCUGGUGAAGAACAAGAGUCAGAACCUGGAAUGGAUCCUGAAAACCAGAAGGAGAGUUUGUCCUCAGAGGAAAAUGGCAGAAGUAUUCAGGAAGAGCUAAAGAAGAAGUACUCUGCUGUCUCUCUCUGCAACAUAUCUACAGAAGUCCUGAAAGUCAUCAAUGCCACUGAAGAACUAAUAGCAGAAUCCACCGAUCCCUGUGAUUUCCCAGAUGACAUUCAGGACAGAGGAAGAGGGACCCUCCCAUUGGGUACAGACCCUGUCAGACUUGAUGAGCAGCUCACCACACUGGAAGAAAACGUGUACCUGACAGCCAGCACGGUGUACGGGCUGGAGGGGCAGCUGACCAACCUGGAAGACGCCGCACGCAAGAUCAACAGUGUUACUGAAGAAUCUGAGCUGGCCGAUCUGGAGGAUCAGGUGGCCACAGCAGCUGCCCAGGUUCAUCAUGCAGAGCUUCAGAUUUCAGAUAUUGAGAGCAGAAUAUCAGCUCUCACUGUUGCAGGCUUGAACGUGGCUCCCUGUGUUCGCCUGACAAGGAAACGGGAUCAAAAGCAAACAAACCAGAUGCAUACAAUAGACACAUCAAGACAGCAGAGGAGAAAACUUCCAGCUCCACCAAUAAAAGGUGAAACAAUAGAUGGUUCUCCAGUUACCACUGUCAGAACGUUUAACAGAAACUUCAUGCUUCAAGGAUCUCUAACACAAAGAACUAAAGAGAGGAAAAGCACUGCCAAGGACUUAAUGGAACCUGCUAUAGGAUCUGCUGUGAUGUACUAAACUUAAACUUCCCUACUGCCAAUAACACACUGCCUAAGGCUGUACACUAGAGUGCCUUUACUUAACAGCCAUUGCAUAUGUCCAGCUGAAAAUGGACCCUCAAGAACCCACAGAGCCUCAGUUAUAGGGCUUCAUUUGGAUACCUCACUGAGAAAGCUGUCCAAGUCUUCAGCAUUGUGGUCUGCUACAGGAAACUCUGCCUUAAAGUUCUCACAGGACUCUAGACAGGAUGCUGAGUUUCAAAAGCAAGGCUCCACAUUUUAAGAUGCACUUUUUCUCCCUAUUGAUUGUACUAAAGUAUGUUGUCUUUAAACUGCAGUAUGUUUUUGUACACUCAAUCAGUCAUAAUUAUAGGCCAAAUUAUCUGCCAAAGCAGACCUGUGAUCCAUAUUUGCUGGCCUCUUACUAUUCACGUAGGCAUCCGUCUUGUUGAGCAAUAAGAACAACUCUGUGCAGUGUGUGCCGCUUUUCAGCUGCAUGGUGGGUGUGGAGAAUCAGUGUAAGUUUUGAGAGGGUUUGUAGGAGGAGAUGUGAUGUGCAAAGUUUUCUCUGUUCACUGAGGGUACGUUUGGCAGAUUGAAUGCUCUAGAGCUAGGUAAAUUGCUCUUGGCAGCAUGGGGAGCAUGGAUGUCAUGUUGAACCAUGAAUUGGUGGCCACACAUGUGGACCAGAUGUCUGUUGAGUUACAGUCCUGGUGUCUGGAAACAUCUGAACACUGUUGUGAAACCAACACCUUUGUAUGUCUUGUUCUUCUUGGUAGCAUUGUCCACUUGAUGGUGGCCAACCACGCUGUAGUUCAGAAUAAAUUCUGUCCAAACCUUUAAGAUUGGAAAAAGAAAGUAAAAGUGUUGUGGAUGAGAUCUCUGCUGACUGACUGGUGGUUGUAGGGUGACUGCAGCCUGUAAGAGGUUCCUUUCUAAUGUUCCUUGGUGUUUCUGAGAAGGGGGCAAAUGUAGCCCAGACAACUCUUCCUUCACUAGUCUGUAGCCAACAUAGAGUAGCUGAGUCCUGUUGCUGGUGCCACAUGUACCCCACUACCACUGGACCACUCUGAAUUCAAUUGUGAAUAGUAAUAUUUCUUCUUUCAUUCCUUGAGACCUUUAAAAGGUGAGUCAAACUGGAAGACCCUUGAGCAGAAGUCCUGGAGGAAUAUGCUGCUAACAGGGUGUUCCUCUCACCCCCUGGGGAAGGGUGUUGCCAAUUCAUGGUAUUUUAUGCUCUGAAGAAUACAAAGGAGGUAGUUAGAGGAGGUGAUAAGCCAGUGAAUCCCUUGCCUUCCACACAAGUGGCAGAGCAGGUACCCAAAUGCAGACAGGGUUGGCAUGAAAUGUGCUGUCAAGAAGGGCACAGGCUAGCAAGUUCCACCUCAGCACUGAGGAGUGGCUAGCCCUCCAGGGAGCCCUGGGUACUAGGAAGGGAAGAGGGUUCCUUCUUUCCCUGGGCUCCCAGUGAACACCCACAGGCAGAGUGUCACAUGUUACCUGCCAUACAGCAGGAAAGCAGUCCUCUCAGACACCAGGCCAUGAAAUGUCUGUGGUUAGGCAAAUAUGAGCAAAACUGGGCAAAUUUCCUGACUAGGCUGCAUUUAGGGGGGCAAGUGGGGAAGACAAGGAAUGGCUGGAUGAGUUGGUUGGAAAAAUGGUUCCAGAUGCAAAUCUGCUACCCACAUCUGACAUUUAGCUUGUCAAUACUCUGAUGUCCAGCUGCAUGUAAGGAACCCUUGGAAUAAAUACAACCAUCUUCCCACCUAGAAUACAUAAGCAUCAUUCCAUCCCUUCAAGGAAUUUCCAUCUGCCCAAGAUCUGAACCAGUGUGUUCAUUCUGGGUGAAAUUAGGCCUUCUUUUACUCUCACACAAUACUAGUUCUCUAAAAUUGGUUUGCACAGAUGUGAGGGCAGAAUUCGGCCCACUCUGUUUAAUAUAUAAAUAUAUACAUAAAACAAAUAGAUUUUAUUUAUAUAUGCAAUCCGGUAAAGGAGAUUAAACAGAGUAGGAUGCCUAGUAAUUUUUUUGUUAUUCAGUCUUCUCCUCCAUUGACUGUUCUCGUGUAUGUAUACAAUACAUUCCCAGGUUCUGGUUUAUGCAGGUAUGCGUGUUAUGAAAUGUCAUUAAUGGUGGUUGGUCUGCAUAUUUGUUUAAUAAAUAAUAACUAAUAUUGUGUAUGUAAUAUCAAUACAGAAAUUACUAAUUUUAAUAGAAUAAUUCUUUGGCUUUUGUUCUGUUAGUGUGAUUUAAACAAGCCAAUGAAGUUUGGAAUAGGUUGUUUUCCUUAAGAGGCAUGAAAAGCAACUAUUAUCGUGUUACAAUGUUAAAAUAUUCAGUCUUCUUUGACAGAAAAAUGUGUACUGUGUAGGCAUUGCAAAAAAAAAAAAAAUUUAAAAAAAUCCCACCUGCUCUAAGGCAUUUGAAUUUUUACAAAUGUUUAUUGUGCCAAAUACGUGCAAAGAUAUAAUUUCCUGUUUUAAAAAAAUCAUAAAAACAUAUGUUAUAGCACACAAAGAAUUAUUUUGUCAUCAAGUGAUUUCAAUCUUUAGUGUUAAUAUUUAUAAUUAGAUUAAUUUUUAUAAAUGAAAAUAUUUUAAUGGGUAAAAUCAAGACUAUAUGAUCUAUUUGAUUAAGUCUGAGUGAAUAUUAAGCUUGCCUUGUUGUUGUUAUCUGCAUACUCACCAAGAAUUAUAUGUCAAGAGAAAUUAUAAAAGAGUAAAAGCGAUUUAUGAAAAGAAUGCCUUUUCAAGGACUUGAUUCAUAAAGAAAAACAAAAAGUU
Molecule: messenger RNA, 5417 nt
Organism: Manacus vitellinus (golden-collared manakin)
Lineage: Eukaryota; Metazoa; Chordata; Aves; Passeriformes; Pipridae
Gene: MYRIP
Product: myosin VIIA and Rab interacting protein
Biological process (GO): intracellular protein transport
Cellular component (GO): cortical actin cytoskeleton
Molecular function (GO): small GTPase binding; actin binding; myosin binding
Source: RefSeq, a predicted model, not a curated record